Molecule: messenger RNA, 1890 nt
Organism: Myotis lucifugus (little brown bat)
Lineage: Eukaryota; Metazoa; Chordata; Mammalia; Chiroptera; Vespertilionidae
Gene: HSPB8
Product: heat shock protein family B (small) member 8
Exons: 3
Coding region: 459-1049 (196 amino acids)
Biological process (GO): cellular response to unfolded protein
Cellular component (GO): nucleus; protein folding chaperone complex; cytoplasm
Molecular function (GO): protein homodimerization activity
Source: RefSeq, a predicted model, not a curated record
GGAAUACUCGCGUGACGGGAGGGACCUGGGCAGUGCCCGCCUCCAGCCGCAGCCGCUAUAAAUAAAAGGCUCCCAGCCCAGAAGCCAGGAGAAGUUUCUAGGCCUGCGUCCCAGGGUUUAUUAAGCUCCUGGCUCCACUUUAGACCUUGGCGGCUCUGGCUUCGAGCCUGGACAGCCUGGGAGGACAGCGGCUGGCGGAUCGCGGGUGAGGCGGUGUGGACAGGGCUCUCUGGGAUUCUGCAGGACCAGCCCGGGUGGCCUGUGGCGGCCGGAGAGACUUCGGGGGUUGGGACCCCAGCCUGGUGCCUGCCUCCACCCUCCGCAGCGGAUGGUCCAGCAGCUUUUGAAGCUGAAGAAUUAGCUGGAAGGCUAGCCCACCACAUCACCUUGCUGUGUGACCUUGGGCAGGUGGCUCCCUCUCUCUGAGCCUCCAUUUGUGCUCCAGCUCAGCAUCCGCCAUGGCUGAUGGUCAGAUGCCCUUCUCCUGCCACUACCCAAGCCGCCUGCGCCGGGACCCCUUCCGAGACUCGCCCCUCUCCUCGCGCCUGCUGGACGAUGGCUUUGGCAUGGACCCCUUCCCCGACGACUUGACUGCCCCCUGGCCCGACUGGGCGCUGCCUCGACUCUCCUCGGCCUGGCCAGGAUCCCUGAGGCCGGGCACGGUGCCGCGGGUGCCGACUGCCACAGGCAGGUUUGGGGUACCCGCGGAUGGCAGGAGCCCCCCGCCCUUCCCUGGAGAGCCCUGGAAAGUGUGUGUCAACGUGCACAGCUUCAAGCCAGAGGAGCUGAUGGUAAAGACCAAGGACAGAUACGUGGAGGUGUCUGGCAAUCACGAAGAGAAGCAGCAUGAGGGGGGCAUUGUGUCCAAGAACUUCACCAAGAAAAUCCAGCUUCCUGCGGAGGUGGACCCCGCCACGGUGUUCGCCUCGCUCUCCCCGGAGGGCCUGCUGAUCAUCGAGGCUCCCCAGGUGCCCCCGUACUCGCCAUCGGGAGAGAGCGGCUUCAGCAACCAGCUUCCUCAAGACGGCCAGGAGGUCACCUGCUCUUGAGACCCCAGUCUUGGCCCAUCCUUGUCACCCCCCCACCCCCAGGGCUUCUCUGAUUCCAGGGUACAUUAGUCAUCACUUCAGCUGAACUCAUAGAUUUAGUGCAACUAAAAUGUUGGGGGUCAGGGUCAUUUGACCAGUCCCUAGAUAGUGUAGUACUAGGUGUUUGCACCAAGAGGGCGCAAUUGGCAAGUCAUGCUGGGUGGCGUUAGGCCAACAUGCUGGAAGUUUUUCUUUCUUUACUUUUUCUGUCUUGAUAAAAAUGUCCUACAUUCAACAGUUGCACAGCAUGCAGAAGGGGACAUAGCAUUUCACACAGUACCUCACCAUGCAACUGAUGCCAGGGCUGCUUUUCUCUGGGGACCUCGCAUCACCCAGAUUCCUAUUCUGGGCCCCAUGUCCGUGCCUGCCCCCUGGUUGGCUGAUGGGGCCCAUGAGCUCCCCGCACUGUGUUUCUGCAGCCCUGGCCUAUAGCGGUGACAGCAGGGCUUCCUCCCCAAACGGGAAUUACCCAACAGUCACAGGAAAACAGCAGUGCCUUCUGCCCUCCGCCCAGCACCUGCCGCACGUUCCCGAGCUCGCAGUCCCCCAGGAGUCUGGAAGCCCCUCGGUUUACCCUCUAGCUAACGUCCCCCUUCCUUGUGUCUGUGUCCUCGUCGGGAUUUUUACAGAGGGGGCUGUCUCCAGGCAGCUCCGCCAGGAACCAAGCAAAGGCCAGACAGCCGGCAGGCAGGAUAGGGGUACUGUGUAUAUGGGUGGGACGUGUGUGUCAUUGUUAUCUGAAUUGUGCUGUUCUUUAGGGGAAACAUAACAGUAAAUAAUAAUAAAGGAACUGGUGUUCUUA